Messenger RNA from Hydractinia symbiolongicarpus, 2802 nucleotides. RefSeq lists its product as uncharacterized. The coding region runs from base 393 to 2630 and encodes 745 amino acids. Gene Ontology annotation, molecular function: protein binding; calcium channel activity. The record is from RefSeq and is a predicted model, not a curated record. Gene Ontology annotation, biological process: calcium ion import across plasma membrane. Lineage: Eukaryota; Metazoa; Cnidaria; Hydrozoa; Anthoathecata; Hydractiniidae. The transcript has 8 exons. Gene Ontology annotation, cellular component: membrane.
UCUUCUUGCAUUGAUAUAAACUUUUUUGGUAUAUAUUUUGUUGCAACCUGGAAUGUUUAACUACAACCACUGACAUAUUUUUAAUGUUAUAUUAUUUUCUUCAAACAUGAUAUCGCUACCAAUGCACAUAAACGUUCGUAAAAAGAUAAAAAUGUAUAUAAUCUGGAUUUCUUUACAGGCAUUUUUAAUUUUAUUCGUAUCUGUAUGUUUGUUCUUAUUUUUUUAAAAUUAAAUAUUCUUUAAAUUUUUACUAUACAAGUUGCAUCUUAACCAACAUGAGUAAAUAUUGAAUAGUUAUACCCUGAAAUUCUUCGUGACAAUACAAGCCAUACCUUUUAUGAAACGCGAUUUUUCCUAAAAAAAAAAGUUCGUUUACAGUUAUAAAAACUGUGAUGAUAAUUAAAGAAACAAAAUACCGCAAGCGUCAGAACUUGGAAGGGCUGUUAUACCGUGAAGGUCCAUCAUCAAUUGAAGAUGAGCGAGCCCUGUCAGGUAAUCAAGCCGAAGAUGACGCGCCAAAGGGACUAAAUGAAUUCAUUCCCCAUUCUCCCGACAAAGUGGACGAUAUAACUGAACUUGCUGGAAGCGAAGUAUUAAUUGUUUAUUUUGCAAAACUUGGGACUGCAGCCAGAGAUAGCAUGGUUGAUUUGGAAUACUUGGAUACUUUAAUCAAGUCUGGAGCAAAAGUAAAUUACACAGACAGACAUGGUCAAACUGUCUUGCACGAAGUCGCGCUGCGAUGGCCCAUAGAAGUUGCUGAGUAUCUGCUGCAGAAAGGAUCUGAUUUAAAUCUCGGCGAUUCAUUUGGUCGUACUCCUUUGCACGCUGCCGCAGCUGUCAAUAAUGCAGAGAUGGUGAAAUUGUUGGUUGCAAAUGGAGCUGAUAUUCAUGCUCGCACAAACAAGGAAAGGCAAACACCUAUUCACUAUGCUUCGAAGUAUAACGCUACAGACUCACUUGUAAUGUUAAUCGAGUUAGACGCCAGACUGGAUGAUCGAGAUCAUAAGGAACGAACACCGCUUCAGUUGGCUGCAGAAACAGGUCGAGAAGAGGCUUGUCGUGUUCUGAUGGAAAAUGGUGCGCCGGCUGGAGUUUAUGACGACACGGGUACCACAUGUUUAACUCAUAUGAUUGAAAAAAUGCCGGAUGUUGCUGCAGAAGCGUUAGGACAAUUUCAAAAAAUUGACAAAGCAUCUCGGACCGUCUAUUACUAUCUAAGCUACUUGGAAAGUCAUAAAUGGAAGUUAUUGAGGCAAAAAGAAAAAGCCGGUAGAAGAGUAAUGACUAAGCGAGAUCCUCUUGAGGCAAUUAUCAAAUACAACGAGUCUCGUUUGAUCAUGCACCCUGUCAUACAACGAUUACUGGCCAAAAAGACAGAAUUAUAUGGACGCAGACAUUUUGUUACGUCACUUCUGAUCAACUUCAUAUUUACAGCAAUAUGGACAGCUUUGACAAUAACCUUGCCAGGUCCACAGGAGGUGGAAAGUAUGAAACGUGUGCAAUUCUAUGAACCUAUCAACGAGUACAUUUGGCGAGUUAUACUCGAAGUUAUCGGGUUAUUGAUGGCUUUGUAUUUUGUGUUAAAAAUACGGAUUGAAUCCGAAAUGGUUGCAAAAAAUUUUUUCGCAUACAAAAUUGGUCGAAUGCAGGAAAUCAAGCGCGACUUACCCUAUUGUCAUCCCAGAUGGCCUCAAGAGAACAAGUUCAUAACCGAAGAAUUAAAGAAGGUGGAAUCUGAACCACUGGCAUCACUUUACGAUAUUUGGUACUAUAUGGAUGUACUCAGCUUUCUUGGGCUUGUGUUACUGACCAUUACUCGAGUAAUUUUAAUUCAGAUGGACUACAGAGAUAGCGAGUAUCGAACUGUACUCGAAGUUCAUUACCACGCUUAUCCUUUUGUUCUGAUUAUCAUUUGGUUGCGAUUCAUGCAGGCAUUUCGACCUUUUAUCACACUUGGUCCGUUCAUUGCUAUGCUUGGCUACGUGGCAGCUGAUACGAUGAAGUUUGCAUUUUUGUUCUGCGAAUUUUUCAUACCGUACUGUUGCGCAAUUUGGAUUGUGUUCGAUAAUGACAAACCGGAUAAUGCAUUUCACAAUUUUAACGACCUUAUGUUUGAAGUAUUACGGAUGACAGUGGUUGAUAGUUUCAAAUUCGAGGAUUUGGCGAAUCAAAACAAAUUGGUUGCUCAGUUGAUUUGUGGAACUUACCUUGCCUUGACCUCCAUUACUUGUCUCAAUUUAUACAUAGCUUUACUUUCUGAAACUUUUUCCCGUGUGUUUGGGAACGCGACGGCUACAGCUUAUAUGUUGCAAGGAGAGGCCUUGAUUUCAAUCGAAAAGAAAAUGCCAGAAAAAACUCAGGAAACUAUUCAAGCCUUUAUUGCGGAAAAGUGUUCACCAGAGGCUGUGUACGGCGCUACGGACGGUGAUUCGGACGAAAACAGUGCUGUGCGUGACAUCAUGAGUGAAAUGGAUACACUGAGAAGACAAUGUGAAGCUAUAAGAAAAAUACAGAAUGAAAUGAAACCAAAGUCGAUUUUUUUAAAAACAGAGGCUGUGGAUAUCAUAAGGCAACAGGACGAAUUAAUGCAAGAUAUUGAUAACAGUUUAAAAUACAUGACUGAAGAAUAAAAAUCGCUGUAGUUGUUGCUGUGCUGUUGUUAACAGCGUGUACGAUCAAUUUUAGCCUUGUGACGAUACUGUAAACUUAUAUACUUUGUUGGUUACGUGUGUUUUGAAUAUAUUUUAAUUGUUAAUGUAAUUUGCAACAAAUAUUUAUAUUUUCUGCUCUAUUCAAUUUAAA